AUGCUAGCCAAUAUCGCCUCCGCGCAGCCAGUGCCGACUAUUGUGAAGUCUGCCACCGGAAAUUCCGUAGGGGCCUUUUGUCUCCUUAUUCCAUUGAUUGUCCUUGGUCUGAUUUGCGGACUGGGAUGUGUUACUGCUACAUCACGAGCAACUUGGGCAUUUGCACGGGAUGGUGCCAUCCCCGGCUCUAGGUGGUGGAAAACGGUUAACGAGCGCUUCCAGAUUCCCCUCAACUCGUUGCUGUUAGGAAUGGUCGUUGAGCUGCUUCUGGGAUUGAUAUACUUUGGCUCAAGCGCUGCCUUUAACGCAUUCUCCGGCGUCGGUGUCAUCUUUCUAACCCUCAGCUACGCAUGCCCUGUUGCGGUGUCUCUGAUUCUUCGCGGCCGUCAGGAUAUCCAGCGUGGCUCGUUCAAUCUCGGAUCACUCGGUUACUUCUGCAACAUCAUUUGCAUCGCCUGGUGUCUCCUCGCCAUCCCGUUAUUUUCCAUGCCAACGUCUGUGCCCGUCACGACAAACACGAUGAACUAUGCUUCUGUUGUUUUCAUUAGAUUCGUGUCCAUUUCGGGUGUCUGGUAUGGGGCAUGGGGCCGGAAGAACUAUAUUGGCCCUGCGUUGGACCAGCUGGAUGGCGAAUCUGGAUCGUUCCACGAAGAGCCCGAGGAGAAAGAAGGAGACAAGGAUUUCACUAAUGAUGCUUUUUGA
This is a messenger RNA of Penicillium cinerascens, 702 nucleotides long. RefSeq lists its product as uncharacterized. Bases 1 to 702 code for a protein of 233 amino acids. Gene Ontology annotation, molecular function: transmembrane transporter activity. The transcript has 2 exons. Gene Ontology annotation, cellular component: membrane. Gene Ontology annotation, biological process: transmembrane transport. NCBI's taxonomy places the organism in Eukaryota, Fungi, Ascomycota, Eurotiomycetes, Eurotiales, Aspergillaceae. The record is from RefSeq and is a predicted model, not a curated record.